GGGGCGCUUCUCUAGGCAGUGGUGAGGUACUGAGGUGAGAGACAUGUGACUCUCUUCACUCACUUUGCCAAGAAGUCACGCACCAAACGCCACCAAGAAGGCAAGAACGCAGUCCGUCCGUCCCUCCCCUCCCCUCCCCCUUCCGGUACCGUCUCAUCGCCCGUCCUCUCCCGUUUCUCCCCUUUCUCUGGGCUCGGAGAACCGGAGAGAGGCGCGCGCGGCCAUGGCGUCCAGCGCCUCCCGGUUCAUCAAGUGCGUCACAGUCGGCGACGGCGCAGUGGGCAAGACCUGUAUGCUCAUCUGCUACACCAGCAACAAGUUCCCCACCGACUACAUACCUACUGUGUUCGACAAUUUCAGCGCAAACGUAGUUGUGGAUGGCACCACGGUGAAUUUGGGCCUUUGGGAUACUGCGGGGCAGGAAGAUUACAACCGACUGAGGCCUCUAAGCUACCGUGGUGCUGAUGUUUUCGUGCUUGCCUUCUCACUUGUGAGCCGAGCUAGCUAUGAGAACAUCAUGAAGAAGUGGAUACCGGAGCUUCAGCAUUAUGCACCUGGGGUGCCCAUUGUUUUGGUAGGCACCAAAUUGGAUCUUCGUGAAGACAAGCACUACUUGAUGGACCAUCCUGGGUUGGUGCCUGUUACCACAGCGCAGGGGGAGGAACUUCGUAGACAAAUUGGUGCUAUGUAUUACAUUGAGUGCAGCUCAAAGACACAGCAGAAUGUCAAAGCUGUGUUUGAUGCUGCCAUCAAGGUAGUUAUCCAGCCUCCAACUAAACUAAGAGAAAAGAAGAAAAAGAAAUCGCGCAAAGGAUGUUCCAUGCUGGACAUUUUCUGUGGAAGGAAAAUGCUAUGCUUCAAAUCCUGAAUGAUUCAAGAGGAGGGUCUUAUACAUGACGAAAUAUCAGGAGAAUGACCACAAGUUCGUGAAGCUUGAAACCUGAAUGUGCCUGUUGCACAUGUGUAUAUCUGCACCUUUGGUUAUUAAUCACUAGAGGUAGAUGAUUGAAACUAGUCUGCUUAAGCUUUGUGCACUGCUGGUGCGGUUAGAUCUCUCUCUCUCUCUCUCUCUCUCUCUCUCUCUGAAUUAGGCAUUUCGACAGAGGCCAAAGAGACAAUGAGAUUUUGUUCUUUCAUGGCGAAGUCACAGCUUUUGUGAA
Panicum hallii is the source of this 1160-nucleotide messenger RNA. RefSeq names its product rac-like GTP-binding protein 3. Lineage: Eukaryota; Viridiplantae; Streptophyta; Magnoliopsida; Poales; Poaceae. The transcript is spliced from 8 exons. Gene Ontology annotation, molecular function: protein kinase binding; GTPase activity; GTP binding. Gene Ontology annotation, cellular component: cytoplasmic vesicle; cell cortex; cytoskeleton. Gene Ontology annotation, biological process: actin filament organization; small GTPase-mediated signal transduction; regulation of cell shape. The record is from RefSeq and is a predicted model, not a curated record. Bases 224 to 868 code for a protein of 214 amino acids.